Molecule: messenger RNA, 553 nt
Organism: Myotis myotis
Lineage: Eukaryota; Metazoa; Chordata; Mammalia; Chiroptera; Vespertilionidae
Gene: BORCS8
Product: BLOC-1 related complex subunit 8
Exons: 6
Coding region: 94-450 (118 amino acids)
Cellular component (GO): BORC complex
Source: RefSeq, a predicted model, not a curated record
GGCUUAGUGCGGUUUCGCAGGGGAAGGUUUAGGGAGCUGUCACCAUCUCCAGCUUCCGGUUCCGGUUUUCAAGCCUAAUGGGCCUCCGUCGCUAUGGAGGAACCGGAGAUGCAGCUCAAGGGGAAGAAAGUCACAGACAAGUUCACCGAGAGCGUCUACGUCCUGGCCAAUGAGCCGUCUGUGGCCCUCUACCGGCUCCAGGAGCAUGUGCGCCGCUCUCUGCCAGAACUGGCCCAGCAUAAGGCCGACAUGCAACGGUGGGAGGAGCAGAGCCAGGGAGCCAUCUACACAGUGGAGUACGCCUGUAGUGCCGUGAAGAACCUUGUCGACAGCAGCGUCUACUUCCGCAGUGUGGAGGGGCUCCUCAAACAGGCCAUCAGCAUCCGGGACCACAUGAACGCCACCCAGGGCCACAGCCCCGAGGAGUUGCCCCCACCCUCCUUGGCCUGAUCCCAGAAGAGACUUGGGGGUGCUUUGGCCCCUCCAACCAGACAGAGCCCGGCAUGGCGAUUACCACCCAACUCUGGACUCCUCGCUCCACCACUGACCUGUG